UUUUGUGUCAGAUAUUUUGACUACGUCCUUUGGUGUUUGGUGUGAACGUUAGGCUAGAUUGCGCGGACAGGAAUGAGCUGACUUAUUGUAAGGGGGAGGGCUGGCAGCUCGACCGAAUGAAAUAUUCUUAGAAUCUUCACCAGGUUGCCAUUGUCCUGUAAACAACGUGGCUAGCUAGCACAGUUAGCAUCAGCUGUUAAAUCAGCUGGAAGACUGGACCUUGUUCACUGUGCCCGUGUUUGCCUCGGUAGCACAGUCGGGUUUAACAUUGGCACAACCGGAUAUCUGUCUUUUUGUUAUUGCUGCGUCUUAAGAAGAGGCUGGUCAGUGGCCCGGUACAUGGAGGAAUUCCAAAGCAAGCUGCAACAUACUGAAAAAUGUAGCUAGGACAAGAGAGAAGUGUGAGAGCACAGUGUGAGAGAUCCAGACUUGAGUCUGCUGGGCUGGACAUACUGAGUGGGUGUGUAAGGGUGGAUGAUUGUAUGGGUGCGUUUGACUGCAUGCACAUUUAGGAGCCUGGCCCGAUGGAAAAGAGAGACAGGAAGCUGGGAUAUUUUGCAAGGCUGAAGAGGCGGAGGCAGCUCAAGCAGAGCCAGUCGGAGAAGAAUGUGAAUGAGCAGAACCCGGCGAUCAUCUCCUGCCCAGACAUCCCCAAUGACAGCGACGCCAACAAAAAGACGGACCUACAGAGAAUCACAGCCAAGCCACCUGCAGGUUCAGAUGAUGGCUGUGAAAGUAAAACUCAAUCAAAGAGGGAGAAGAGGAAGCCGCCGGGCACAAUGGAGUUCAUUGUGGGACCUAAUGAUUCCCUCAACAGCAUUGCGCUCAAGUUCAACAUAACCCCAAACAAGCUGGUCCAGCUGAACAAGCUCUUCUCUCGUAGUGUCUACCCUGGACAGAAGCUGUUUGUCCCUGACGUGAGCCAGUCUGAAACUGACCACAAGUGUCCGAGUUCCUCCGACCCCUCCCUCACAAAUGGCUUAUCAGAGAACACAUUGCACAACGGCAUUUCAGGCAGCGUGUCGGCAAACUCCCUCAGGCGUGAGCUCUCUCCAAACUCUGAAGAUGAAAGCCCAGCAACGGUUAAAUUCAUCAAGAUGAGCUGCAAAUACUUCACUGACGGCAUGGGGGUGGUGGGAGGCGUCCUGAUUGUGACACCCAACAACAUCAUGUUUGACCCCCACAAGUCGGACCCCCUGGUGAUCGAGCAUGGCUGUGAGGAGUAUGGCCUGAUCUGCCCCAUGGGGGAGGUCGUCUCUGUGGCCCUGUAUGACGACGUGUCGCGCAUGAAGCUCAAAGAUGCUCUGCCCUCAGACCUACCCCAGGAUUUGUGUCCUGUAUACAGGCCCGGCGAGUGGGAACAACUGCCGUCAGAGCGGGAUUUAAACCCCUUCAGCCGCUUUGAAGCGCUUGAUCCGAAGCGACCAAUCAUCUUGGAUGACAUCGAAUCAACCCUCUCAGAAACUGGGAGCACAGAAGGUGAGCAGACAGAGAAGUCUCCAGAUGAAGGAUUCACAGAGUUGGAGCCUACUGUCAGUGGGAGCACCGAAGAAGCGGAGGGGACGUCUUUCCAAAUACCCAGCAUUGUCAGCAGGGACCAAGAGAAACAAAGAUCAAGCUUCCCAGGCCGGGGAGACUUCCAGGAUAAGUCAAUGCUCGGUCAAACUAAAGGAAAGCUGGACGAUGAAGAAGAUGAGGGUGUAGCUCAGAACGGCUCCAUCGAGGAUGGAGAGUCAAUGCAAUCCUCUUCAGAGACUGAAAAACAGGGAGCUAAACUUACAAGCCAAGAGGUAAUUGAAACCAAAGAUAUAAAACCUAAAGGGACUGAAGAGCUGCUUGAUGUUAGACAUGACGAAACCAUCGGCGCACCAGUGGACCAAAACAGGAGGCUGAGUCUGAAGGAGGCUUUGGAGGUUCGUGGAAACUCUGGUCUGAAAAUACAAAGCCCAGACAUUCCAGCAGGUGGAGCUAAACUCAGCGAGGAGGAGAAAGAGAAGAAACGCUAUGAGGCAGAAGUGCAGUCAUGGCUGCUGGAGAGGAUGCAGGCUCCAAUAGAAGACAUGCUUUUCUCAUCAGAGGAGAAGAGCAAGAACCCACCCAUGUUCCUGUGCUUCAAAGUUGGAAAGCCAAUGAGGAAGUCCUUUGCCUCUGGGAUGACCACUAGCCCCGUCCAUUUAUUUGGGGGUCGGGGCAAGCAGCCAGAGUACUGGUUUGCUGUGCCUCAAGAAAGGGUGGACCAUUUGUACUCGUUUUUUGUGCAUUGGUCUCCGGAUGUGUAUGGGAAGGAGGCUCGAGAGCAGGGCUUUGUUGUGGUGGAUAAAGAUGAGUUGGACAUGAUAGACAACUUCUUUAGUGACCCUGCAUCUUGCAGCUGGGAGAUCAUCACCAUAGAUGAGGCAAAGCGUAGGCAGAGUUUCGGCAGCUGUGAUGGAGACUUGUCUGUGGAUGUGCUGCCCAUCCUCAAUGACACCAGCGACCUGCUGCAGGACACGCACAUUGAGAAGCUCGCCUGCCGCCUGCCAGCCCGUGUGCAGGGUUACCCCUGGAGACUGGCGUACAGCACUAUGAAACAUGGGACCAGCCUUAAGACUUUGUACAGGAGCCUGGCAGAUGUGGACAGUCCUGUGCUGCUGGUCAUCAAAGACAUGGAUAACCAGAUAUUUGGAGCGUUCUCGACUCAUCCCUUCAGAGUGAGUGAACACUGCUACGGCACAGGAGAGACGUUCCUCUACAGCUUCUGUCCUGAGAUCAAGGUGUACCGCUGGACGGGGGAAAACUCUUACUUUGUGAAGGGCAAUACUGACUCCCUGCAGAUGGGAGGAGGGGGUGGUCAGCUGGGCCUGUGGCUGGAUGCUGAGCUGUACCGAGGAACCACCACCAAAUGUGCCACCUUCGACAACCAGCCUCUCUCCGCCCAGCAGGACUUCAACAUUCACAGUCUGGAGGUGUGGACCUUCGAGUAGCCUCAUCAGCUCCAGCUGCUUCUGCAUCCAAACUGUAAACACACUCUCCCACCCCAAAAUCUAGUACGCACCACUCAGAGGCAAGCCUAGCUAUUCCACAUUGGCAUUAAAUGUUCUGUGAGCGGAGACAGAAAGCAGCCUGUGCAGCUGUUACUGAAAACAGAACAGAAAGGUGGGUUUGACCUGUGGGUUGCUUGGGCCAGUUUUAUAUCUGGUUUGAGAAAAUAUUGUUGCUCUGAGCUCAUUGGCUGCCUUAGACAUCCGACAACACCUCCAGCUUUCCCAGCCUUACCACCGUAAGCUCAUGAGGAGAGAAGAGAAAGGCUGCUGCUGAUGUUACUGUUGAGGUUAAUUCCAAAAGGAGCUGAUUUUACUAUGAAAGAAGUGUCCCAUUUUUUCUGAAGGUUUAUUUAUGCAGACAUAAUGGUUGAAGUAAUUUGUAUGCUUUGGAAUGUACAGAAUUAUGAACUGGAGAGGUUUAGAGGGAUCUUUUUUGUUUUUGUUUGUUUCUUUUGUUUUUUGUUUUUUCAAUUUUUUUUACGACGCAGUGAAUUUCAGAUACAAAGGAUGUGGAAAUUGCCAGGAAGAUUUUUGGAUCAUCCACCAUUAAAUUUGCAGGAAAUAUCACUUAAUUGUUUACAAAGGAAGAGUUGCACUUCCCCCGAAGGCCUGCUUGUUCUCUUAUUUUGAGUUUUAGAUGAGCUGAGCGAGAAUGUCCCAUAGCAUUUCAUCAUAACUUCGUCAUGUUUUCAUUCCCUGUGCAGACCAAAACCAGUGGGAAAACCAAGAAAUGUUUGCAAUGACCAAAUAUGUUCAAUUAUGAUUUCAUAUUUGUUGUGAGUUCUUCAAAUUUUAUAGAAUAUUUUGGAAUUUUAUUUUUUCAUUUUAUUUUUACGUUCUCUUUUUUUUUUAUCAAUAAUGCUAAGUUGUCUUUUUUAAAUGGUUGUACUUUCAUAAAAAUGUUGUGUUUCUGAUUGGACCCAACAACCACUAGAAAUGACUGUCGUCAGUAUUGAAUUCAUUUUGCACUCAGACUAAUUUUAAAUCUUUGAUUUUCAUUUGUGGUCAUUGUUGCCUAGAGUCACAGCCAGUAUGAGUUCAUCAUGAUGCCACUUUGCACUACAGGAUUAAACAACAGUCGACGCUGUGUUGUGGCCCAGUAUAAGUUAGCACUUCAGUGUAAAAUUGUUGCUGAAUGUUAUUUGAUCGUCACUACAGGAGGGGAGCUUCCUGUCUGACCACGGGGCAGCUUCCGCUUUGGUUAAAAUGGGGUGGAAAAAGGGAUUUACUGUGUUUUUUGCACUCUGAUAUGCCACUAACUAAAAAUUCAGAUCUACUAACAUGGAAAAGAGAUCGUUCAUUGAUAAUCUGUGUGUCUGACUCAGGCCUGUGCAUGAAUUUGCAAUACCACAAAUGUCUGACACCACUGUUAUGAUACCUGCCAUACUAUCCACUAAUGCCAUUUAUCGCUUCAUGUGAAAAUGAGCUUUGUUGUCUGUAGCUGUUCAGUGUUGUAACUGUGAAUGCUCCCUUAAUAAUUAUUUCUUGUGAAUCCAAAACUGCUGUGGUCUGUAAUAUCACUAAGGAUCUAUUUAUUGUGUUGUUAUUGCAACGAAAUUUAAACCUAAAUAAAUGUUAAAUAUAUAUAGGCUACAUACUAUUUGAUCAAGUUUAUGUCCGACCUUUAUGUGUUAAUUUACAUGCUUUUGCCCUGAUGUGGGGUUGAGCCUUCCCAGCACCUUAUUUGUGCUUUCCAGUCAGUCGUCAUCCCGUCAAAGAUCUUUGAGAGAGAAGAUGAAGCACUCAGUGUUCAGGCACCGUAAAUUUAUCACAAAUCAUUCAAGCUGUUACCAAGAAAGGUACACCCCAGCAAUUAGUAUGCUGUCUGCCUGAUCUGACAGUGAAGGUCGUGGCGUGAUUUCCAUCCAUUAACUUGACUAAAUCAGUCAAAUCAGUUAGUCAGUAGUAAUCCAUCUUCGCAAAUACGAACGAUCUUUGGUAUUACGUACCUGAAACACGUGUUAUAAACAAUGUUUACCGGAAGAGAGCCCAUGGAUUCGUUUCGGAAAUAACGCCUAGUUCGAGGAAAUAUCUGAAAUAUGGCGAUGGACAAAUCGUGUUUAACGGUAGUUGGAAGUUGUAUUUUCUGUUUGAUAGCCAACGGUCAAGACAAAGAAACGGAAAUCAUUAAAAAGUUAAACGGAUGGCUAAUAUGGGGAAAGCUGUGCUGCAUGACCAAGGGAUCACUGAUAUGCAGAACAUAAGGAAGAGAGUCUACUGAAGCGUCUAAAGGAUAAAGCUCCACCAGACAAUAAGUUAGAAAGCUGUAUUUUGUCACUGUGAUCCAGCAGCUCCCAAACUGGACUUUUGGAUUAUUGCAGCAGAAGAGUAAACAUCUCGGACGAGUCUUCGAACCAAAACAACCACAAUGAGAGGAUGCUUUUGAAAGGACACUCAAAUUGUGCAAGAGUGGUGUUUAUCAAAAAGGGAUGCUUUAGCAACGACAACACUACAGACAGAAAUCUGAAAACAAGACAACAGUGGAAGUUAGUCAAUGAGAUAAUGAAGCAGAUAAAUGAUUUAGUAAAGAAAGAGAAAGAUUAUAUACUUUCACACCAUAUAUCCAGAGUGGACUUAGAAACAGUUUUAUGUAUUGUAGGCUUUUAUGCAUAUGAAUGUGUCUACAAAAAUAUAAAAUAAGGUCAAAUAUGAAAUGAAAUCUAAAAUAUCAGAUAUUUACAUAUUUCUAUACAUUUAUAUAUUUCCAGGGAAAUGUAUGUCCGUGUGUCCGUUACAGGACAGAGCUCAAUAGUUUGAUGGCGACAGGCAGGAAUGAUUUCCUGUGUUGCUCUGUGGUGCAUCAUGGGAGUAAGAGUCUCUUACUGAACGAGCUCUUGUAGCUGAUCAGCACAUUGUAAAGAAGGUGAGAGGGAAAGUCCAGUAUAGUCCUUAUUUUGGACAACAUCCUCCUCCCAGACACCACUGUCAGAGAGUCCAGUUCCUCCCCCACAACAUGUCCUGCAGAUGUGGAAGGGCCUCAGUGGCCUCAGAAAAUAGAGGCGGCUUUGGCAGCACGGUGUCCACGUUCUAGUACCAGUCCAGUUUGUGAUCCAAGUACACCCCUAAGAACUUGUACUCCUCCACCACCUCCUUAUGGUCAGACAUAUAUUAUUUCUGAUAUAAAACAAUGGACUGAUUCCAUUGAUAUUUCUUGGAAUAAUUAAAUUAUCUUUGUACAUGUACUUUGUACAUUUUGUGUGUUUAUGUCCAUAAAAUAUUCUGAUAUGAUGAUGAUAUAUGAUAUGAUGUGUGUAUUGUCUAAUCUGUAGGCCUAUAGUGUGUGUGUGUAAGUAAGUUUAAAGGAGUGUUAAAGAACUUAAAUAAUACACUCAUUGGCUUUCCUCUCAAAAGUUAGGUGAUGAAAGAAAAACAUGCCAGAAACCCUAAAGCCUACUAAUUAACACAAAGUGUCUUAUCUCAAAAGCCUAAGCAUAAAACUCUAAUUGCAGACUUGUUUCAGUUUGUACAUUUUGGAGUAUGGAAGCAAUUAAAGUUCAUUAAUGUUUAUGAUAAUGAU
Scatophagus argus is the source of this 6540-nucleotide messenger RNA. It is a transcript of the gene ncoa7b, whose product is annotated as nuclear receptor coactivator 7. Gene Ontology annotation, cellular component: nucleus. The transcript has 19 exons. The record is from RefSeq and is a predicted model, not a curated record. Bases 525 to 2963 code for a protein of 812 amino acids. Gene Ontology annotation, biological process: response to oxidative stress; regulation of transcription by RNA polymerase II. Lineage: Eukaryota; Metazoa; Chordata; Actinopteri; Scatophagidae.